This is a messenger RNA of Didymodactylos carnosus, 270 nucleotides long. The record is from the annotation of a GenBank genome assembly. Lineage: Eukaryota; Metazoa; Rotifera; Eurotatoria; Philodinida; Philodinidae.
AUGCAAGAGUCCUUGAAUCCUAACAGUGGAAAAGGAGCGUACUGUUUAAUCUGGAAUCCUGGACUUCUUGAAUCCUUGAAUGCUGGUAUGCAAGAAUCCUUGAAUGCUGGUAUGCAAGAAUCCUUGAAUGCUGGUAUGCAAGAAUCCUUGAAUGCUAGCAAUGAAAAAAGAGUGCGCUCAUUUUCAGACGCAAUUGAUUUACAUGGGAAGGAUGGAUUUGUUAUAAUUGCUCCUCAAAAAUUCUUUUGGGAAAGUGUAUUAAUCAAUUGA